Parasteatoda tepidariorum (common house spider) is the source of this 2580-nucleotide messenger RNA. RefSeq names its product lipid droplet-regulating VLDL assembly factor AUP1 homolog. Gene Ontology annotation, cellular component: endoplasmic reticulum membrane. The record is from RefSeq and is a predicted model, not a curated record. Gene Ontology annotation, molecular function: acyltransferase activity. Gene Ontology annotation, biological process: ERAD pathway. Lineage: Eukaryota; Metazoa; Arthropoda; Arachnida; Araneae; Theridiidae.
AGUGUAUAUUAAAUAAAUGCUCCAAUAAUUGCACCAACUUUUAGCCUUGAGUUGAAUUCGUUGAGGUCUAAAAGUAUCUUCAGUAGUCUAUGUCAGAGGUUUUUGGUGUAAAUAUCAACAUGAACAUGUCAAGUAUUGGAAUUAGUAGAGAAAGUGAGAAAGUGAAGGAAAACGUAAUUAGUUUAGAAGAUUUGUUUUUUACUAGCAGGAUACUCAAAAGACCACAAGUGUACAAAGCUUUGUUGUACUUUCCAUUUGGUUUGGUGUUGUUGGCUUUUAGAAUAGCGGUUUGUUUUUUAGGAGUAAUAGUUCUCUCUUUGUUGCCAAAAACAUCACAUACUAGAAGCUUCCUUCUCAAAGGCUUGUGCAAAAUAUUAGGAUUUGUGAUUGAAGUGGAUGAUAAGUACCUUGAUGACUCUUCAAAGCUCUUAGUUUCAAAUCAUGUUAGCAUUCUGGACCGGUUAGCUGUCAAUGUGAUGGUGCCCUGUAACACAGUUUCAAAAGAUUUUCAUAUCAGAAAUAUAGACUCUUUAUGGUUCUGGAAAGACGAUGUACGAUAUCCAAGAAAUUUGAGUGAUGAUGCUGUAUCAGCUUUGAGAACCUACAUUGAUAGUUCCUCAAUUCGUGUUUUAUGUUUUCCUGAAGAAACUACAACUAAUGGUAAAAUUGGCCUUCUUAAAUUUCACCCUGGAAUUUGUACUUUGAGCAGUUCUGUUCAACCUGUUCUUAUUUGGGUCUCAAUAUCAUCUUUCAUGAAAAUUUCUCCUUCUGUUAUCGGAAGUACAGUGUUUGGAGAUUUAGUCUGGGCAUUUUUUCUCCCUUGCAUAUCUUUUACUUUAAAAGUUUUACCAAGUAUUAUUAAGCAUCCAGAAGAAUCUAUUGAAGAUUACAGCAAAAGAAUACAAGAAACUAUGGCCAAGUCUUUGGAAUCUUCUCCUACAAUUUAUACCUCAUCAGAUAAAGAUGAAUUAAUAAAGCGGUUAAAAACAUCAGCUUUGCCAGCUUCUUCGUGUCCAGCUUCAUCCCAAGUUAAUGUUCCUGCUUUAGGAUUGCAAUCCUCCGAUCAAGACAUUUUAAACAUGCAAUGCACGCAGGAUCUGUCGAUGAAUACUGCUGCUGCUAGUUUUGGAAAAACACCUAAACAGCGUAUGCUUUCCUAUCAAGAAAGACGUGCUAAGCUGAUUGAAGCAGCUAGAAUAAAGUAUUUACAGAAGCGUUGUAAAAUAGUAAAAGAAAACUAGUGAAAUUGUUAUAUUUUUUUUGUGAUUUUUAGGGUCUUUAUUAAAUAACUAAUCUUAAAAAAAAUUAAUAAUCUUGUUCAAAGUAUAUAGAAUGAACUAGUGAAAUUUUAUAGUUUGUGGAGAAAAUUUCUAUUUAAAAUAGAAUUACAUAUCUAAAGUAAGAUUUCCACUAAUUUCUUUAUUAAGUCUGAAAAUAAAGGGAAUAAACUCUUUAAAUUUUACAAAGUAAUUUAUUAAUGUUUUUUUUUAUUAUCCUAAAGUAUCUUAUAUAAUUUUUUAUUUUUGUAUUUCUAUGAAAUCCUAAUGCAGGAUGUUUAAAAAAAAUUGAUGUUUUGCAACUUUGAGAUUUGGAAAGACACACAUAUAUGACAUAUUCAUCAAAAACAGCUUGACCUUUUUUCUAAUGUAUCACGAUUGUUUUUUAUUUUCCAUGCAAAAGUUCCUAACACAUUGCACUCAUGUGAAAGAAAGUAAUAAGUUUUUAUAUUUAUUAAUAAGAGUUAGGAAAUAAAAGUGUAAUGCUCAUUUUAUAAUUUAUGAAAUGGUAUUAAAAACUUUUUAUACAAAUUUUAACAAAUGUUUUAACCUUUUUAAUUGCUUGAAACUCUACAAAACUUACUCAGUUUUUAUAAGUAUUUUUUUAAUUUCCCUGAAUCUAUUUUAGUAAUUUAUUUGCAGCAGAUAAAUAUUUUAGUUUCUUUUCAUUACCAAUGACUCUUUGACGUUUACUAUUCCUAACUCUAGUUGUAUUUUAAUUGGUAAUGAUAAAAUUAAAAAAUUUCUUUACUUCCUAUUUUAAGAAAUAUUUAGAUAAAGAAAUACAAAUUCUCGAUCUAAACUUUUAAACCAGAAUUACACAUUAUCUUUUAUUAAUGUGUAUUUCUAUAUUUUGCACGUCAUUAACUUCACAUAAAUUUAAUCCUCUUCUUAUUACUUUAUUUUGUAUGCAUUCAGUUAACACCUCAUCUUUAAAUAGUAUUCUUCUAGUUUUGCUGUUGGUGUUUGCUUAAGUUGAUUGCAGAACUUUCUGUGAAUCGUGAAAUAGUUUUGUUAUAAGAGCCUAAAUAAAAAAGUACAAGUACUUCAUCACUAUCGAAAAAUAUGCAAAAUGUUAUUUUGAACACAAUGGAUAUAUAUAUAUUUAUUUUAUCACAUUGCUAUUGCAUACUUUUUAAAAACUGAAAUGUAUUAAAUAAUAUUGCUUAUGUAAAUUUUGUAAAAAAAAAUGUAUAUAUCUCUCUUUAUAAUCAAGACUUUAAGAUUACUUGUAUUUGUGAUAUCUUUAUAUUGUACAUGUCUGAUGUAAAUAGUAUUAUAUUAAACUAACCUAUUUUCAAUA